AUGAGCGGGCCUCUUCAUAUCUCAACGAGUGUCGUAGCUGUGCUGCAGCUCGCAGCCACGGCAACGCAGUAUCUCAAAGACGUCAAACAUGGGUCAGCCGAUCGAUCUCGGCUCCGGGACGAGCUUAGGAGCACAACUUGUUUGCUUGAAAUGCUGCAGGAUCGUCUGGAGGACUUGGAUGACAUGCCUGAUAGUGAAAAUUUGCUGAUGCCUCAGUCCAUUAGUUUGCUCGGCGGCGCAGACGGGCCGUUACACCUCUUCAGAAAAGUUUUAGAAGAAAUUGUUGCCGAGCUGGCGCCUCAGGAUAAACUCAGACGACUGAUGAAGCCUUUUACCUGGCCAUUUGAUAAGAAGAAAGUCGCAGAGUUGCUUACAUGUUUGGAAAGAUCGAAAAGUCAUUUCAGUCUUGUUUUGCAGAACAACAUUGUAGACUUGGCGAGGCUAGCAAAUCUCAAGCUUGAUAAAAUCGGCGACAAGGUGGAAAGCUCAGAAGCAAAAUCUCGAAAUGCCGACACACAGAAGAUCAUUCAAUGGAUCAGUCCGCUAUCAUUUCGCUCCCGACACGUGAGUGUUCUGGAGAGUGUCCAGCCUGGGACCGGCAUCUGGCUAUUGGAGCAUGCCACCUUUCGUGAUUGGUUGAAAAGAAAGACUGGAAUUCUCUGGUGCCCCGGAAUACCGGGAGCUGGAAAGACAAGUCUCGUAUCCCUCGCUAUCAAUCAUCUCGAAGAAGAAUCACCCCAGGCAAACACUUUUUGUUCAUAUAUCUACUGCGAUUAUAAUCAGCGCAGUAUCCAAACACAUGUUUCCCUCCUAUCUAGCAUACUUCAGCAGGUUCUUCAGAAUUCUUCAAGUGAUGUCCUGCCGUCAGAAGUAGCAACAUUGUACAGUCAACAUCAGAAAUACAACACUCGUCCGACAUUGGCACAAAUUACCGAAAUACUGGAGAAAUUGGUUUCAACAUUUGAAACAUUUCAUGUCAUUGUCGACGCCUUGGACGAAUGCUCUGAAUCGGAAGAAGACGCUCUUCAAUUCAUCUCAGCAGUCUCUUCUCUGGGUUCAGCAGUCAAGAUCCUAUGUACAUCGAGAUCUUCGAGCGUAUUUAACGUCUAUUUCAGCACAGCAUCUAGAAUAGAGAUAUCUGCCCAGCAAACAGACAUUACGACUUUUCUGACCGCUUGCCUACAAGACCAGCCCAGACUCUCAAAACAUGUGGCGAAAGACCCGAGUUUAAAAGACGACAUUAUCGGGGCAAUUAUCCAGGAAUCACAGGGAAUGUUCUUAUUGGCAAAACUACAUGUUGAGUCCUUGUCUCGAAAAUUUAGCCGCAAAGAGGUCCGGGUUGCGCUGAAAACUCUGCCCAGCACCCUGGAUGCCACAUAUUCAGAAGCACUUGAGAGGAUCUACAGCCAGGAUUCAGACUCUGCUGAAUUGGCCGAGUUGAUCCUGUACUGGGUCGUUUGCGCUAAAAGAAGUCUUACAGUCCAAGACUUACAACAUCUGUAUGCUACGCGAGAGUUGUCAGAUGGAGAGUUCCUUGACGAAGAUGACCUCCCAGAUGGAGACAUUUUGUCGAGCGUUUGCAGUGGUCUCAUUAUUGUGGAUAGUGAAUCGCAAAGGGUUCGUCUAGUCCAUCAUACCGCCCAACAAUACUUUGAGAGCUGCCACCACACGCGGCUCUUGGAGGCAAAACUGAGCCUCACAAACAUCAGCCUGACGUACCUGACGUUGUCAAACUUUUCCAGUGGUUACUGUAUAACGGAUGAGACCAUGUCUAUUCGCCUGAAACAAUAUCCAUUCCUCGAUUAUGCCGCCAAGUAUUGGGGCUCAGAUCUUGCCCAGCUGGACUGUGCAGACAUUGGGCCCAGGAUUGAGAAAUUUGCCUCUGAAGCUAUUGCAGUAGAGGCCAUCAAUCAAGCAUGGUGUCUGAAGACUAGCAAGCACCAAUACACAAAUUGGAGCCAAGAGUUUCCCAAACACGUACCAGCGCUUGUGCUGAUCUCUGCCUUUAGUCUCCCAGAGGUUCUGCAAUACCUGGUAUCAAGAGGCCAUAAAAUCAAUGCCAGAGGGAGCGAUGGCGAGACUGCUCUCAUUCGCUCAGUGGGUUUCGGUCAUGUACAAAAUGUACAAAUGCUCCUCGAACUAGGUGCGGAGGUAGACGCUCAGGACCACAUGGAUGAGACCGCAUUACAGAGAGCUGCCAGAGUCGGAAACGAAACUCUUGCGAAAAUUCUGAUUGACAAAGGCGCAGACGUUAAUUCGAAGGCGGCAAGCGACUGGACUGCCCUCAUGUCGGCGGUUUCCAGCGGCAAUCUCGAGGUUGUCAAGAUCUUGGUCGAGGCGGGCGCUGACUUUAGAACUGAAACGGUUUGGGGAGACUCAGCCUUGAGCAUUGCAACUCGGAGUGGCCAAGAAGCAAUUGCUAAUUUCCUCUCCGAUCAAGGAGCAAUUCUACCCAAGGGACCUGCUGGGCGCCGCGCUUCCAUCAUAGCCUCUCGCAAGGGCCUCCACCAACUCGUCAGGAAGCUCACGGCCAACUACGACGCCGUUGCCGAUAAGCCGCUGGAGAGACAAAGUUCGAGGCUCAUGGAUGGCCUCUCUGACAUCCAGGAGGCAGAAAACGCUGCUGCUGCUGCUGCUGAUACAAAAGCAGAAGGGGCUGUGCCUCAGCAGGCGAGAGCCGACUCGAGUGCAGAUUUCCUGGAUGGCAUGGAAGAAGUCGGUUAUAACAUCGGAUUUCACAAGCGCUAUGACUUACUCGAAAAGCUCGGCAAAGGCCAUUUCGCUGAAGUGUACCUAUGCUCAAACAGAGUAACAGGCGUGAGAUACGCAGUCAAGGUUCAUGUAUUCACACCCCAGGUAAACGAAAAGUCGAAGUCAGACGGGCUAUACCGAGAGGCGAAGUUGAUGAAAUCGUUUCACAAAGAGCCGCACCCAAAUAUCUUGCGGUUUGUCGAUCUUUUUACGGAGCAUUCCUUCGAGAAAACCUACUUGGUCAUGGAACUUGCGCCUCAUGGGGAGCUUUUCAACUACAUCGUUACAAAUACGCGCUUGUCAGAAGACGAUGCUCGAAAGGUAUUCUUGCAGCUGUUUUCAGGACUGGACUUUUUGCAUAGCCAAGGAUGGAUACACCGCGAUAUCAAGCCCGAGAAUAUUCUAUUAGCAGAUGAAGAAAAUCUCGUCAUCAAGAUCUCAGACUUUGGACUAGCUAAAAAGAUUAGCCCUAGUACCGAGAAAUGGGAGUGGGUAACGACUCUUUGCGGAACACCAAGCUAUGUGGCCCCUGAAAUAUUGACGAGCAAUGAAGAGCGAAAAUACGGAUUCCCGGUGGACAUUUGGUCCUGCGGAGUCGUCUUGUACAUCUGUCUGUGCGGCUUCCCGCCGUUUUCGGAUGAUCUGUACAGUAAAGAAUUCCCGUAUACACUCACUCAACAGAUUAGGCAGGGCAGGUUUGACUACCCGUCACCGUAUUGGGAUUCAAUUGGAGACCCGGCGCUGGAUCUAAUUGAUGACAUGCUGGUUGUGGAUAUGGAGAGGCGGUUUACUGUGAAGGAAUGCCUUGAGCAUCCUUGGAUGCGCGAAGUAAGCCCCCAGAUCCUGGCGGAGCCCAUCAGGUCAGCAAGCCCGGAACCUAUGGAAGAAAUGGAAGAAAGACGAACUGGAUCGUUGAAAAAGAGGUGGUUGAUUUCAGAAAUCAAUUAA
Molecule: messenger RNA, 3699 nt
Organism: Trichoderma virens Gv29-8
Lineage: Eukaryota; Fungi; Ascomycota; Sordariomycetes; Hypocreales; Hypocreaceae
Exons: 7
Coding region: 1-3699 (1232 amino acids)
Biological process (GO): mitotic DNA damage checkpoint signaling; protein phosphorylation
Cellular component (GO): nucleus
Molecular function (GO): protein binding; ATP binding; protein serine/threonine kinase activity
Source: RefSeq, a predicted model, not a curated record